UCCAACAAGAGCCUCCCUCGCUUUCCUCUCCAAUUUGAGCUCCACUUCAGCGCAAGUCCUUCUACCACUUACAGAGUUCAUCCAGAUACACAUACUUACAGCUGCCAAGUUUCUAGCUUGCUUCUUAAUUUGCAUAUCUGGAUGGAGUGCGAGAACGGGCAGGUCGCCGGCAACGGCAACAGCUUGGGCGUGGCGCAGCCUGCGCGGGCCGACCCGCUGAACUGGGGCAAGGCAGCGGAGCAGCUGUCCGGGAGCCAUUUGGACGCGGUGAAGCAGAUGGUCCAGGAGUACCGUAGGCCAGUGGUGACCAUGGAGGGUGCUAGCCUGACCAUUGCCAUGGUCACCGCUGUGGCCGCCGGUAGUGAGACCAGGGUGGAGCUCGACGAGUCUGCCCGAGGCCGGGUCAAGGAGAGCAGUGACUGGGUCAUGAACAGCAUGGCAAACGGCACCGACAGCUACGGUGUCACCACAGGCUUCGGCGCCACAUCCCACCGGAGGACCAAGGAGGGUGGCGCUCUCCAGAGGGAGCUCAUCAGAUUCCUUAAUGCCGGAGCCUUCGGCACAGGUGGCCACGACCAUGUUCUUCCCGCCGCAGCGACGAGGGCGGCGAUGCUUGUCCGUGUCAACACUCUGCUCCAGGGGUACUCUGGCAUCCGCUUUGAGAUCCUCGAGACGGUCGCUGCGCUUCUCAAUGCCAACGUGACACCAUGCCUGCCGCUCCGGGGCACGAUCACCGCCUCCGGCGACCUUGUUCCGCUUUCCUAUAUCGCGGGCCUGGUGACCGGUCGGGCAAAUUCCAUGGCCACUGCUCCGGACGGCAGCAAGGUUAACGCAGCGGAGGCCUUCAAGAUCGCCGGCAUCCAGCAUGGCUUCUUUGAGCUGCAGCCCAAGGAAGGGCUUGCCAUGGUGAACGGCACAGCAGUGGGCUCCGGGCUUGCGUCCAUGGUGCUUUUCGAGGCUAACAUCCUCAGCCUCCUUGCCGAGGUUCUAUCAGCCGUCUUCUGCGAGGUCAUGAACGGUAAGCCGGAGUACACUGACCACUUGACACACAAGCUAAAGCACCACCCCGGGCAGAUUGAGGCUGCCGCCAUCAUGGAGCACAUCCUUGAAGGAAGCUCCUACAUGGCACUCGCAAAGAAGCUCGGCGAGCUUGACCCGUUGAUGAAGCCAAAGCAAGAUAGGUAUGCACUCCGAACAUCGCCACAAUGGCUUGGCCCCCAGGUAGAGGUGAUACGCGCUGCCACCAAGUCAAUCGAGCGGGAGAUCAACUCCGUGAACGACAACCCACUGAUCGACGUCUCCCGCGGCAAGGCCAUCCACGGCGGGAACUUCCAGGGCACACCUAUCGGCGUUUCCAUGGACAACACAAGGCUCGCCAUUGCUGCGAUCGGCAAGCUCAUGUUUGCGCAGUUCUCAGAGCUGGUGAACGACUUCUACAACAACGGUCUGCCUUCCAACCUCUCCGGCGGGCGCAACCCGAGUUUGGACUAUGGGUUCAAGGGUGCUGAGAUUGCCAUGGCCUCAUACUGCUCCGAGCUCCAGUUCUUAGGCAACCCGGUGACCAACCAUGUCCAGAGCGCCGAGCAACACAACCAAGAUGUCAACUCUCUUGGUCUCAUCUCCUCCAGGAAGACCGCCGAGGCCAUUGACAUACUCAAGCUCAUGUCCUCCACAUUCAUGGUCGCCUUGUGCCAGGCCAUCGACCUCCGCCAUCUUGAGGAGAAUGUCAAGGAUGCCGUCAAGAGCUGCGUGAAGAUGGCGGCCAGGAAGACAUUGAGCACCACCAACAAUGGGCACCUCCACAAUGCGCGAUUCUGCGAGAAGGACCUGCUGCUCACGAUUGACCGUGAGGCGGUGUUCGCGUAUGCAGACGACCCUUGCAGCGCCAACUACCCACUGAUGCAGAAGAUGCGUGCGGUUCUCGUGGAGCACUCUUUGGCCAAUGGUGAGGCCGAGCUCGACAUGGAGACAUCUGUCUUUGCCAAGCUUGCCGCGUUCGAGCAGGAGCUCCGUGCAGUGCUACCAAAGGAGGUUGAGGCUGCCUGGACCUCCGUGGAGAACGGCACCGCCGCGCAGCAGAACCGUAUCACCGAAUGCCGGUCGUACCCACUCUACAGGUUGGUGCGCGAGGAGCUUGGGACUGAGUACCUGACUGGGGAGAAGACGCGGUCUCCUGGGGAAGAGGUGGACAAGGUGUUUGUCGCAAUGAACCAAGGCAAGCACAUCGACGCGCUGCUCGAGUGCCUCAAAGAGUGGAACGGUGAGCCCUUGCCUAUCUGCUGAACAGAGGAUCAAGAAACUGAAGAGAAGACAGUGUGCAGAAGGCUUUGGAUCUUUUAGAUGAUAAAUGAUAAUAUUUUUCCAAUUGUAUUUUCUUAAAUAUUGAUGUUUUGUAAGCUGGAUCAGUCUUACAGAGCUGCCAUGUUGUUGCCAAAAACUGCAACUGCAUAACUUGUACAACCUCUGAUGUAAGUUAGAAGGGUACAGUGUAUGACAAAUAUAUUGGUCUUUUUCUUAGAACAGUGGUCUGGUGGAGACAAUACCAACAGUGCAAAACAUCUACCAUUAGCAAGCCAUUGCCAUAUGGUGUGAGGACAGAGGACAUGAUGCCUACAAAGUCACUGCUCUGUGGUGUCUCUGUAGUUGCUAGUUAUAUCAAUAUGAUGCGAUGCCUUCUAUGAAUCCUUAUUCUGUUUCAGUUUUCUGUUGACAAAUUCCAGUCUGGCAUGUAAUGGAAGAAGGAUUGUACUGCUCUGAUGCAGAUGACUUGUUUCUCUCUAUUCCUGAAUGGUCAUAAGUAACUCUAAACUGAUAUAGCCUUGGGCCCCUUUUUCUUUUCCAUUUUGUCAACCUUGUAAACAAAUUCUAUUAUAAGAGAUCUUUCACGGUAUCCUUAAAUGAAACAAGACAAAGGUACCUAAAUCCAAAUAAUCUAUCCCACUUACGCUAAUUAGAAAGAUAAGAGCGUGCUCUGAGGCAGAGGAGGCUUACAAGCUAUCGAUGUGAUGGCUGGUUGGCCUCCGUCAGUUAUCUGAAAUUUACAGGGUGGCCGGCUGUGCCUGAAAUGGACUACACAGCGGAGUAGUAGGUGCUGUCAAAGAAUUCAGAGAAGAGACUGACAGAGGGAUUUGUGAUGGAGAUUUUUCCGGAGUGCAGGCUGCAUGUGUAAUAUCAUAAGAGAGAGCAAUGGAGCUGCCCACCAGCUUCGCAUAUUAUGCUAGAACAAACAAGGAAGCGACUCUUGUAGCUGACGUGCUACAAGAGUAACAGAGUAGAUUUAUUUCCCCUUUGAUUGGUUAGGAUUGUAACAGCCGUUUUAUAUAUAAUAUAAGCUCUCUUUCACUAUCAAAAUGAUGUACAUCGAUAUGUUAAACUUCAAUUAGAACCGGCGUAUUGUCGUCAGUAUCCAGCCCUAUGGCUUAAUUGUUGUUUUCAACAGCAUGAAAAUGAACUCUAAAGGCGCAUAAGUAACACUAGUUUCUCUACGAGUUGCAAAACAUUUGAUGUUCAAUUCCCAGUUGCCCUCUGUACAGUAGUACCCCAAUCCCCAAUGUGUGGCGACCGGCGACUAGGCAAAGCAAUCAGAUAGAAGACCACCACAUCCCCAUAUAUAGCUGCAUCACUGAACAAAAU
This is a messenger RNA of Aegilops tauschii subsp. strangulata, 3633 nucleotides long. Its product is annotated as phenylalanine ammonia-lyase-like. Gene Ontology annotation, cellular component: cytoplasm. Gene Ontology annotation, molecular function: ammonia-lyase activity. Lineage: Eukaryota; Viridiplantae; Streptophyta; Magnoliopsida; Poales; Poaceae. The record is from RefSeq and is a predicted model, not a curated record. Gene Ontology annotation, biological process: L-phenylalanine catabolic process.